Messenger RNA from Salvia hispanica, 4566 nucleotides. RefSeq names its product mediator of RNA polymerase II transcription subunit 15a-like. Gene Ontology annotation, molecular function: transcription coactivator activity; chromatin DNA binding. Gene Ontology annotation, biological process: regulation of DNA-templated transcription. The record is from RefSeq and is a predicted model, not a curated record. NCBI's taxonomy places the organism in Eukaryota, Viridiplantae, Streptophyta, Magnoliopsida, Lamiales, Lamiaceae.
GAUCUACAAUUAUUGUAUUUCGCCACAACUGAAUUUCUUCCAAUUCCAUCGCCGGUCUCUCUCUAAAAACAAUUGCAGUCAAAAUUGCAGUCAAAAUUGCAAUUUCAUACAAUACCUACUUUCAAUCGUCUUCUCUUGGCGGUGUUUGAAUCACUCGCAGAAUUUGCAGUAGCUGUUUUAGGCGGCUGUGAAUGGACGGCAACAAUUGGCGGACAGCGCAAGGGCAAGUUCAGAUGCCCGGUCAGGUAAUCGGCGGCGAAGCAGUGCCCUCCGGCGGUAUGGAAGGCGGCGAUUGGAGGACUCAGCUGCAGCAGGACUCCAGACAGAGGAUUGUAAACAAGAUAAUGGAGACAUUGAAGAGGCAUCUUCCUUUCUCUGGACAAGAGGGACUGCAGGAACUCAAGAAAAUAGCCGUCAGAUUUGAGGAAAAAAUAUAUACUGCGGCAACUAGCCAGUCAGAUUAUUUAAGAAAAAUAUCUCUGAAAAUGUUGACAAUGGAGACGAAAUCUCAGAAUCCUAUUGCAAAUUCUCUUCAGCCUAAUGCUGCAAGUAAUAGCAAAAAUCCCCAAGAUCCUGCUUCGCAAAGCAUGCAGUCCCAAAUGCAAAAUCAGGUUCAGCAAUUACCAAUCCCAAUGGUCUCCAAUCAAUCUCGACAACAGAUGUUAUCCCAAAAUAUCCAGAAUAACAUCCCAUCAACUGGAGUGUCGAAUUCUGCUGGUUUGACUCCCUCAAUGCCCCCUGUUGGUGGCAUGUCCCAGGGUGCCAUGCCCAAUGUUUCUGUCCAGAAUCCUAACAUGCAAAACAUGUCUAAUGUUUCUGUCCAGAAUCCUAACAUGCAAAACAUGUCUAAUGUUUCUGUCCAGAAUCCUAACAUGCAAAACAUGUCUAAUGUAACUUCGAAUGCGGUAGGGAAUUCAAUGGGGCAAGGUGUGCCUGCUAAUAUGUAUGCAAACUCUCAGAGACAAAUUCCAGGCAGGCAGCAACAGGUUGUUUCUCAGGAUGCUCAGCAGCAGUCUCAGAAUUCACAGCAGUAUCUUUACAAUCAGCAGCUACAACAACAAUUUUUGAAGCAAAAAUAUGGGCAGGGAGGUGUGCAACAAUCCAUGAUGCAGCUACAGCAGCAGCAGCAACAGCAGAACCAAAACCAAUUGCAGCCGAAUCAGCUCAUGUCCUCUCAGCCGGCAGUUAUGCAAUCUUCUUUGAGGCAAGCAUCAGCUUCGUCAACACUUCAAAAUCAACAGACAACUCUUCAGCAAUCAACUCAAUCUAUGCUUCAACAGCAACCACAACCAAUCCCCAGGCAACAGCAGCAACAACAACCUGCCGUCAUGCAUCAGCAGCAAAGUUCUAUGUCUCAGCACCCAAUGAUGUCUAGUCAGCAGCAGCUUAGUGCGCAGCAGCCAAGUACUGCAAACAUACAACAAAAUCAGAUGAUUGCCCAACAGAAUAACAUGCUCGACACACAGCAUCAACAUCAGCAACAACAACAGCAAAGGAUCAUGGCUCAGCAGAACAACAUCUCCAACAUGCAGCAGCAUCAGUCAAUCAAUCAACAAAAUAACCUUCCAAACAUGCAUCAACAGCAGUCAACUGGUCAGCAGAAUAACCUCCCAAAUAUGCAUCAGCAACAAACAGGUGGUCAGACAAAUAUUUCGGGCUACCAACAGCAGCAAAUGGGUGGAAUUCAACAUGGUAAUUCCAGCUUACAAUCAAAUCAGCAACCUGUUCAUAUGCUACAGCAAUCCAAGGUUGCAGUUCAGCAGCAAAUGCAGCAGAAUAUGACAAAUAUGUUGCCUAACCAAUCUCAACCAUCCCAGUCACAGCCAAUGCAGCAACAGUUGAUGUCACAGAUCCAAUCACAGCCAGGGCAGCUGCAACAGCAAAUGGGUUUGCAACAACAGUCAAAUACAUUACCGAGAGACAUGCAACAAAGAAUUCAAUCAUCUGGUCCCAUGCUUCAACAGCAAACCACAAUCGAUCAACAGAAACAGUUGUUGCAAUCUUCAAGAGUUAUGCCAGAGGUGCCAUUGACAUCUUUAGAUUCCUCCUCACAGACUGGGAAUGCAACUGGAGGGGAUUGGCAAGAGGAAAUUUAUCAAAAGAUUAAAUCCAUGCAUGAGAUGUAUUACCCUGAACUGAAUGAGAUGUUCCAGCGAAUGGCUGCCAAGCUGCAACAGCAUGAUUCUCAUCCUCAGCAGCCCAAGAACGAGCAACUUGAAAAACUAAGAUUUCUUAAGCUUAUGUUGGAGCGGCUAAUUAUGUUUCUGCGGACAAAUAAGAAUGACAUCCAGCCCAGUCACAAAGAGAAGAUUGUGGGAGUUGAAAAGCAGAUUGUGAAUAUUCUCAACUCAAAUAGGCCUAGAAAGCAUGUUCCUUCAAUCCAAGGGCAGCUCACGCAGCCUCACAUGCAUGCCUUGCAACAGCCUCAGCAACAACAGCCUCAAAUGUCUCAAAUGCACUCGAAUGAUGGUCAAAUGAAUUCUCAGAUGCAAACAAUGAAUAUACAGGGUUCUGUGAUGCCUACACAGCAGAAUAAUUUGACCAGUAUGCAGCAUAAUACCUUAUCCUCCAGCUCCGGUGUUUCAAAUUCUCGUCAAAAUAUGCUGGAUGGACUGCAGCCUAGUUCAAAUACUGAUCCUGGGCAGGGAAAUUCACUUAACCAAAUGCAGCAGCAAGGAGCUAUGAACCCCAUACAACAAAAUUCGGUGGGUGGCUCUCAGCAGAUGGCUAGCUCUAUAUCUUCACAAAAUGGGCUGACAUCGCUCCAGUCAAAUGUUAAUUCCUUGCAACCAAAUUCAAAUAUUCUUCAACCACAGCAAAUAAAACAGGAGCAGCAAAUAUUUUCGACCCAGCAACUAAAGCAUUACCAGCAAAGGCAGAUGCAGCAACAAUAUUUGCAGAGACAACAAUUAAUCCAGCAGCAGCAGCAGCAGCAGCAGCAGCAACAAACUUCUCAGCAGCAAUCGGGACAGCUGCCUGGACAGCAAAUGAUGCAACUCAAUCAAAUGAAUGACACAAAUGACAUAAAGAUGAGACACCAGAUGGGUGCUAAAUCUGGAGUUCUUCAACAGCAUAACUCGUCUGGCCAACGAACUUCAUUUCAUCACCAACAAAUGAAGUCUGGAACGCCAUUCUCCAUGUCGUCACAGAAUGCUCUUCAGGCAGCAUCCCCACAGAUUGGUCAUCAUUCUUCUCCACAAAUUGACCAGCAAAAUAUUCUGACUUCACAUAACAAGGCUACAACUCCCUUGCAAUCUGCAAACUCACCAUUUGUUGCCCCAUCUCCUUCAACUUCCAUGGCUCCAUCACCAAUGCCAGGGGACUCAGAGAAAAUGAAUUCUGGUGUAUCAUCAAUCUCAAAUGCUGUGAAUGGCAUGCAUCAUCCAACCACUACAGUGUCAAUGCCAAACCAGUCCCUUGCUAUCGGAACUCCUGGGAUAUCAGCUUCGCCUUUACUUGCAGAAUUCCACAGUCCUGAUGUUACUCAUGGUGUUGUUCCAACCAUUGUUUCUGGAAACUCUAAUGUAGUUGAACAGCCAGUUGAACGCUUAAUAAAAGUGGUGAAGUCCAUCUCUCCGAAAGCUUUAAGUGCCUCUGUUAGUGACAUUAGCUCUGUAGUCAGUAUGGUCGACAGAAUUGCGGGAUCUGCUCCGGGUAAUGGAUCACGUGCUGCUGUUGGUGAAGAUUUGGUUGCUAUGACUAAAUGCCGCUUGCAGGCCAGAAAUUUCUUCACUCAAGAUGGACCUAGUGGUACGAAGAAAAUGAGACGUUAUACUAGUGCAAUGCCAUGUAAUGUUGUUUCAUCUAGUGGGAGUGUUAAUGAUAGCAUCAGGCAUUUAAAUGGUAAUGAAUCUGAUGGAGAAUCCACUGGAGCAUCGAAAGCCAAAAGCCCUAAACUUGAGGCUAACCAUGCACUUGAAGAAGAGUUGCGAGACAUAAAUCAAAAACUUAUAGACACUGUCGUCUAUAUCAGUGAAGAUGAUGUUGAUCCAACAGCAGUUGCUGCUGCUUCUGAGGGUGGAGAAGGAACUAUUGUGAAGUGCUCUUUCAGCGCUGUGGCUCUUAGCCCGAAUUUGAAGUCACAAUAUGCUUCUGCCCAAAUGUCUCCAAUUCAACCUCUAAGACUGCUGGUUCCAAACAAUUAUCCAAAUUGCUCUCCUAUACUUCUGGACAAGUUUCCAGCUGAAGUCAGUAAGGAAUAUGAAGAUCUCUCCAUAAAGGCCAAAUCAAGAUUUAGCAUUUCUCUGCGAAGUCUUGCACAGCCAAUGUCACUUGAGGAGAUAGCCAGAACAUGGGAUAAUUGCGCUCGCGCUGUUAUUUCUGAAUAUGCCCAGCAAAGUGGCGGUGGAACCUUCAGCUCAAAAUACGGAACAUGGGAGAACUGCCUCAGUGCAGCCUGAAUGAGUGAAACAUUGAGCUCGACAAAUAAGAUGCUAUGUCAAAUGUAACUUCUGUGAACUCUUGAGAUGUGGGUUCGCAAGCUUCUGUAAAGAGUGUCGAAAAUCGUUUUUCACAAAUUAUGUAUGAGAAGUUGUGUAUUUUAUGCGAUGUAUAUUAAUGUCUUAA